This is a messenger RNA of Dibothriocephalus latus, 696 nucleotides long. NCBI's taxonomy places the organism in Eukaryota, Metazoa, Platyhelminthes, Cestoda, Diphyllobothriidea, Diphyllobothriidae. The record is from the annotation of a GenBank genome assembly.
GUCAGCGGUAGCAUCACCGGGGUGGGGGUGGACGUGGCAAAGAUGGAGCAGAUUUGUACCAUGCCUGAGCUCUCUGAACUGCCUCCGACCUACGGCGUGGUGCCCGAUCAUCCCGAAGAACUGACUGAGCUUCUCGAAACCGAACUUGAUCAGUGGGGAAUGGACAUUUUCAAAGUGGCCGACUACACAGCCUAUCCCCUCACCAUGUUGGCCAUACCGCGACGUGGAUUAAUUAACAAAUUCCAAAUUCCCCACUGGAAUCUCAUUCGUUGUCUGCAGGCGGUUGAAUGUCACUACAGUACUACCACUCCCUACCACAACAAGAUCCAUGCUGCUGACGUCGUCCAAUCGACGCACGUCCUCCUACAAGCGCCCGCCCUUGACUCCGUGUUUAGCGACGCGGAGCUCCUCGCUGUGCUCUUCGCCUGUGCAGUGCAUGACGUCAAUCACCCAGGAGUCACAAACCAGUACCUUGUUAACACAAAUGAUGCGCUGGCCAUCCUCUACAACGAUUCCUCCGUCCUCGAGAACUACCACCUGGCGGUAGCCUUCAACCUCCUCACCUACCCUGGCUGCGACCUUUUGGUUAACUUCACCCGUAAACAACGCCUCACCUUCCGGCGUAUGGUUAUUGACAUGGUAAGAAUCCGUGUUUGCCUCUGUGUUCCCUCUUUCCUCCUGCUUCGUCUGGAUUAG